AUGCCGUCCUCACAAUCACCACCACCUCUUCCAGACGGCUGGAAGGCCGAGUUCGAUGACAGAUACCAGGAAUGGUACUUCGUCAACCUCCAUACUGGGAACUCACAAUGGGAAGCUCCCAAAGCGCCCGCCCGGCCUGUUUCUUCCACCGGCCCGCCUCCCACCGGCCCUCCCCCCUCGUACGCGACGGCCACGGGAGACGAUGGCAACGGCGACUACAACCGGAAGACCGGCAAGGAAGGAGGGAAAUCCCCACGUCCUGCCAGUGGGUCGUACCCGGCUCAACAGUACUACGAUUCGAACAACAACGGCAACACCAAGAACAGUAACGACUAUCGUGGCGACGGCAGAUAUGCGGCACAACAGCAGAACUACCCUUACCAGCAGCAGCAACAGCAGUACACUUCUCAGCAACAGUACCCGCCGCAGCAAUAUCAAUACCCUGCCCAGCAGUAUCAGUAUCCUCCCCAGCAAGUCCAGCAGCAGCAGCAGCCGAAGAAAAAGAAGGGCAUGUCCAGUAUGGGCGCUGCAGCGCUGGGCGUUGGCGGUGGUCUCCUGGGCGGCUUCCUCUUGACUGAGGGGAUCGAAGAUCUCACCCACGGCUUUGGAGGGCCAGGUGGGGGCUUUGGAGGAGGCCCCUUUGACGGUGGCUUCGGGGGAGGCGGGUUCGGAGGAGGCGGUUUCGAUGGAGGAUUCGGGGGGGGAGGGUUUGGUGGGUUUUAACCAUGGGUUCUCCUUUUGAUUUCCUUGCUUUCUAAUGCUGCUUUUUCAUUAUGAUUAAUGGUGUAUUAUUGACUCAUGAGUUAUGCGAGUUUUAAAUGAUAUCUGGGGACAGGCGUCAGGAACCAAUCAACACUUUUCAUCUACCCU
Messenger RNA from Penicilliopsis zonata CBS 506.65, 870 nucleotides. RefSeq lists its product as hypothetical. The record is from RefSeq and is a predicted model, not a curated record. NCBI's taxonomy places the organism in Eukaryota, Fungi, Ascomycota, Eurotiomycetes, Eurotiales, Aspergillaceae. Gene Ontology annotation, molecular function: protein binding. The transcript has 2 exons. Bases 1 to 723 code for a protein of 240 amino acids.